Messenger RNA from Lachancea nothofagi CBS 11611, 501 nucleotides. The record is from the annotation of a GenBank genome assembly. Lineage: Eukaryota; Fungi; Ascomycota; Saccharomycetes; Saccharomycetales; Saccharomycetaceae.
AUGAACCGUGUAAGCAAUGCAGCGGGCAAUGCGCGGGCCGCUCUGGCGGCGCUUACUAAGCAUGCUGCAAGAGAAGCCCUUUUCAUGCGGGUUUCCUGCGGUCUCGGAGGGAUGGUGAAAAAAGACCGAUUUUGUGGCGGAAGGGCCUUCACCCACAUGGCCAAUUUAGCUGGACGGAGCGCGGAAGUGAAGAAAGGAUCGAAAAACGAUCGAAAGGUAGUGGAACAAAGCCAAGCCAGCGCAGGACUACGCAGCGUGAGACUCGGCAUCGCCAAGGGCAGACGCGAUGGCGAAGGGUUACGCCCAGAAGAGGAGGAGCGAGAGGGUGGAAAUAAAGGGUUUCGUACGAAGCGAGACGCCGCGGCCCAUGUGCCAACGGUCUGUGUCGCUUUUCACGGGCGAGGCGUGGGAGCCAAUCUACAGAUAGAUCAUCAUUAUCGCCACCAUUAUUACCAUCGUCGCCACAUCGUUGAAGGGCCUGCCAAGACGUGGGUGGGCUAG